UGUAAAAAUCAUAAACAAAACAACUUUAUCAGCUGAAAUGCGUUUCAAUCAUCACAUUAGUACAUUUAGUACUGAUAAGCAUAUGGGAACGAGUCGACAGAUCGUCAAAUCAAAGAAGAUCAACAUAAACCAUGUGCAAAGCAAAGUAAAACGACGGUUUCACUCCAAAUCUGAAUUACCGUCUGACUUGGUGCUCGAGAAUGAAGACGUAGAAUUAGAAAUGGCAAUUGAAGCUGCCCAAACUCUAAAAGCAAAUACGCGCCCACUCCUACAGCUUUUGUCAGAGGAUUAUCCUUCACCAGUGGUUCUUACUGAAAGUUUACACACUGAGACGGAAAUGGUGUCUCUCAAUCAGUCGCAAGUUUACCAAGACAUUAACCUAUCCUCGGAAGAAGAUGAUACAGACGUGCCUUGCAAAGUCCUGGAGAAGGAAGACACAAACCACAUUACCAGCGAACACAGAUUAAGCAACUUAAGUCGAUUCGUUUGGUCCCCAAAGUCAACAAAUAUAUUACUUAAAUUGUGGGAAAAAAAUUUGAUAGGCUUGCGCGAUGACUUAAAAAAAAACUCGGAAAUACACAAGGAAAUGGCCAUGGAUAUGGCAGCAUAUGGUCCCACAGCGAAGGAAAUAAAAACCAAGAUGGAUAAUAUGUUAAGAAAAUACAGAGUCGAAAUUGAAAAGAUGAAAAAAACGAAUACUACAACAUCGAGCUGGCGAUAUUUUAAAAUAAUUCAAACAUUUCUGAAUGAAGACCCCGCGGCGGAUUUUGAGGAAAUCAUUUUUGAUGAUCAAGAAUCAUCAACGUUCUAUAAAUCUGAUGAGUGCGAUGAUAACAUUAGCAUAGUAAAUGUAACAAAUCCGCCGUCUGAGGAAAAUUUUCAGACAGACACUGAGCCGGAACCUGAAAUAAAAGACGAACACCACUCCUACCCUCAAUUACAAAGGAGAACAAACGUAGAAGAAUAUCAUUCGCCAUUGCGAACAGCAAAGAAAUCAAAAAAUAGAUUAAUGGAAAUAGAGGAAGAAAAGCUGACAAUUGAGAAGCAGAAGCUUCUAGUCAUGAAGCAUAUCUCCCGUGACUUAACAUCAAUAAGUAAAACGCUUAUAGAAUUGCUCCGAAAUUCAAAUAAUAAGGUCCAAAAUAAUCAAUAA
This is a messenger RNA of Drosophila busckii, 1153 nucleotides long. RefSeq lists its product as uncharacterized. Gene Ontology annotation, cellular component: nuclear body. The record is from RefSeq and is a predicted model, not a curated record. The coding region runs from base 38 to 1153 and encodes 371 amino acids. The transcript has 3 exons. Lineage: Eukaryota; Metazoa; Arthropoda; Insecta; Diptera; Drosophilidae. Gene Ontology annotation, biological process: positive regulation of DNA-templated transcription.